Tricharina praecox is the source of this 3137-nucleotide messenger RNA. RefSeq names its product SNF2 family N-terminal domain-containing protein. Bases 92 to 2893 code for a protein of 933 amino acids. Gene Ontology annotation, molecular function: ATP-dependent chromatin remodeler activity; ATP binding. Gene Ontology annotation, cellular component: cytoplasm. Lineage: Eukaryota; Fungi; Ascomycota; Pezizomycetes; Pezizales; Pyronemataceae. The transcript is spliced from 8 exons. The record is from RefSeq and is a predicted model, not a curated record.
CCUCUGUGCUAGUGAGGCUGAGUUGAGGAGGCUUCCGGAUCCAUUCGGUGUUGAGACGCCGAACCGCUGGCAAAUAUCUUCGGAUGAAGAGAUGGCCCGUCGGCUGCAGAAGCAGUACGAUGAAGGCAUCUCUCCCACCGGCGCCGGCUCGAGCCCGUACCGACCGCCCGCGGAUGUAUGGCGUGCAGCAUUGGAGCACACUCCUUCUCGGUAUCCUCAACAACCUCGUAACUUCGUCGACCUAACGCUCGACUCUCCCAAUCAACUGCUCGGGAUGUCUGGUGGCGAUUUCAUGUAUGAUGGUGGUCCGGUGGUUAUGAAAGAAGAGUAUCGGGACGGCUACGGCUACGGGGACGGGGACGGCUACGAGGACGGGGACGGCUACGAGGAAGACUUCUUGGACGAUAUGGUAGGGUAUGGCCCGGAUGAAGACAUGGAUGAUGAAGAACUCCUCGAAUGGCCGGAUAAUCUGGGGUCAUUCGAGGACCAAGCAGACCCAUCCUACGUGGACACGAUGCGCUCACAGCUAAUUGUCGACCCCUAUGGAAGUGUCCUUAAUGAUGGCUGGGGAGUCCCAAGGAUGUUGCCCGGUGCAGUUAGAAACUACGUUGAUUACGUUUCGAACGAUCCGACCAAAACCGCGGAGCAGCUCAAAAACCUGCUGGAGAAUGUUCGUCCAGACAUGGAAAUCCCGAAGGAGCAACGCGAAGGAACUCCGGAUGCGAUGUACUAUCCUCUGAUGGAGCACCAGAGAGUAGGCUUGACGUGGUUAAAGAAGAUGGAAGAAGGCAGAACCAAAGGUGGUAUCCUGGCAGACGACAUGGGUUUGGGGAAGACUAUCCAGACACUUGCACUUCUCGUUUCUCGUCCGUCGGAAGACCCAAAGCGCAAGACAACUCUGAUUGUCGCACCCGUUGCGUUGCUGAAGCAGUGGGAACGAGAGAUCAAGAAGAAACUAAAAAAGGACCAUCGGCUCUCUGUCUUCAUCUACCAUGGAAGUGGCAAGAAGGUCAAAUCCUUCUCCGAUCUGACGAAGUACGAUGUUGUCUUGACAACCUUCGGAACGGUCGCGUCGGAAUACAAGCGCAAGGAGACCCAUAAACGUCUUGUAGCAUCUGGACAGGCUCCCAGAGAGCUAGCACUCUUGCUCCUCGGUGAUGAGUCUCGCUUCUACCGGAUCGUCAUCGAUGAGGCCCAAUGGAUAAAGAACAAGGACACGCAGUCGUCGAAAGGGUGCUCGGAUUUGAAGGCCACGUACCGACUCUGUUUGUCGGGAACUCCCAUGCAAAACUCGUGUGACGAGUUAUUCUCUCUGCUCCGGUUCCUCAGGAUCAAACCGUACAGCGAGUGGUCGGAGUUCGCUGCAACCUUCUCGCGUCCGCUCAAGGCCAAAUCGAACAGUGCAGCUAGUCAGGCAAUGGAGAAGCUGCAGGCUCUCCUAAAAAUUGUUUUGCUUCGCAGAACCAAGUCUUCGAUGAUUGACGGCAAACCUAUUCUCAGUCUCCCUCCCAAGGAAAUUGAAAUGGUUCACUCCGUCUUCUCCCCGGACGAACAGGCCUUCUACGAUGCUUUGGAGAACAGGUCGAGGAUAAUCUUCAACAAGUAUUUGAGGCAGGACGCUGUUGGACGGAAUUACUCUAAUCUCCUGGUUCUCCUCCUUCGCUUGAGACAGGCCUGUUGCCAUCCACAUCUGAUUAACGAUAUCGAGGAGCCCAAAGGACCCGAUGAGUUGACUCAUAUGAUGACAUUGGUCGGCGAGCUCUCCAUUGAUGCGAUCGAUAGGAUAAAGCAGUCGGAAUCGUUGGAGUGCCCUGUCUGCCUCGAUGUUUCGGAAAAUCCGUCCAUCGUCAUUCCGUGCGGUCAUCUCUUCUGCAAAGAAUGCUUGCUCCAGGUUCAGAGCACCCAUGAACAACAUAAUAUGGAGCGAGGGGAUGAUAGCUCCAAGCUUAGGUGCCCGGGAUGUCGUGGAGAGUUGGACAUGAAGAAGGUGACCGACCUCAACACUUUCAAGAUGGUCCAUCCUCCGGGUGGAACAGAUGAGGUGUUUGAAGACGCCAAAAAGGAAGAUGAUCAGUUGAUCUAUGACUCCGACUCUGAGGAGGAUGAGGAUGAAAACGAAGACCCCAGCCUUGGUGGGUUUAUCGUUAACGACGAAGACGAGCCUUUGGCCAAGGGAAAGGGGAAGAAGAAAGCGAAAGCGAAGCCCAAGGCUAAGAGUAAAUCCAAGAAGUUCAGGGACGACAAGGGCAAGGGAAAAGCCAAGAAGGGAAGAACUUUGGCGGAGGUGCGGAAAGAUGCCAUGAGGAACGAUAAGAGCAGGAAGAUCUACCACAAGUACCUGGAGAAGCGCUGGGUCGACAGUGCCAAAAUCUCGAAGUGUGUGGAAAUCAUCGAGGAUAUUCGCGUCAACCGCUCGGAGGAGAAGACCAUUGUGUUCAGCCAGUUUACCUCGCUUCUCGAUCUCCUCGAGAUUCCUAUUUCUAGGAAGGGCAUCAGCUACCGCAGGUACGAUGGAGGAAUGUCCUCGGCGAAACGCAAUCAGUCCCUCAUGGACUUCCAGGACGACCCAGACAUCAAGGUGCUCCUUGUGAGUCUGAAGGCCGGAAACUCCGGUCUCAACCUGGUCGCCGCUUCUCAAGUGAUCAUCUUCGAUCCUUUCUACAACCCCUACAUUGAGCUUCAAGCUAUCGAUCGCGCUCAUCGCAUCGGACAGCAGCGCGCCGUCAUGGUCCACAGACUCGUUGUUGCUGGAACCGUCGAAGAUCGUGUUCUCGAGCUUCAGCAGAAAAAGAAGAUGUUGAUUGAAGGAGCCCUAGAUGAGAAUGCUCAGCGCGGUCUUGGAAGACUGACGGCCAGAGACCUCGGAUUCCUUUUCGGAAUCGGCAAGGACUAGGGAUACACCAUUUACGGUUCAAUCUAACGACUCUUACGAACUGAUGAUACCCAGGCAAACUCUUCUCUUUUUUUGUUUCUUAACCGUUGGGGAUCGGCUUCAACUGGUAAUUUCUUUUGUUUUCUUUUCUUUUUGUCUUCGGGAUGGCGGCGAAUAGAUGGUAUACACGGGUGACACUUCUUACACGGCGUUUUGGAGGAACUACAUACUUGGGUUUGGUCUGUUUUGGGGGAAAGGGGGGCUU